Molecule: messenger RNA, 1232 nt
Organism: Lathyrus oleraceus (garden pea)
Lineage: Eukaryota; Viridiplantae; Streptophyta; Magnoliopsida; Fabales; Fabaceae
Product: amino acid transporter AVT6A
Exons: 5
Coding region: 1-1017 (338 amino acids)
Biological process (GO): amino acid transmembrane transport
Cellular component (GO): membrane
Molecular function (GO): L-amino acid transmembrane transporter activity
Source: RefSeq, a predicted model, not a curated record
AUGACGUGGAGAACUGGUUGCCCUGGCAAGUACAAGGUCCGAAUACCCGAACCUGUUGUUGUCAGAUAUGAUGGUAGCCAGAAGAAGGCCUCUCUAUCUCUCAUUAUCAAGCCAACGGACCCUGUCCCGUACUCUUCAGAUAGAGUUGCUCCCUAUAGAUAUAACGCGGUUGCGUUGGAAGAUGGGAAGGAGGUGCCUUUGCCCUCCACUUCUGUUACAAGCAUAUCUGACGUCAGUGGUGUGACCCGCAGUGGUCGUGUUUUUUCGGUGCCGCUGAAACCCCAUGAAGACGUGUUGAAGAGAAGAACUAAUGUUGUUGAUAAUUCUGCCAGUCCUAUGGGGACUUCUUCUUCUUCUCCGAAUUUGGCACUUGUUGUUGAUAGACCUGCCGUUGUUGCUAAAGCUCCUGUCCCUGUUGUUCACAGUAUAAAUAAUGAAUUAAAGGAUUCGAAACAGAUGCAAGAAGUUGUGAGAGCUUCCAUUGUUCUAUACUCCUCGGUGUACAUACUCACAAGCUUCUUCGGAUUCCUUCUAUUUAGUGAAGAAAUAUUCGACGAUGUUCUUGCCAAUUUCGAUACCGAUCUUGGAAUACCGUUCAGUCUUAUUCUCAAUGAGGUUGUUCGGGCUAGCUAUGCCACGCAUUUCACGCUUAUAUUUCUAGUAAUCUUCUACGCAAUUCGGGUCAACAUCGAUGGACUCUUGUUUUCUUCUUCAUCAAGGCUUUUGGUAGAUGAUAGCUUUAGAUUUUUCUCUAUUACUUUUUCUCUUGUUGGCAUUAUGUUCUUGGGAGCAAACUUCAUACCUAGCAUUUGGGAUAUUUUCCAAUUCAUUGGAGCAACUACUGCUCUUUGUGUAGGAUUUAUAUUUCCAGCUGCAAUCACUCUCAGUGAUAAACACAAGAUAGCAACUAAAUCAGACAAGAUUAUAUCAGUUUUUAUGAUCAUCCUUUCAGUAUUAUCAAGCGUUGUGGCUAUAUACAGUAGUGCUUAUGCCUUGAUCAAGAAGAAUAAAGUUUAAUGAUAUAAUUUACAGGGUCAUGGCCAAAUGUAUAAAAAUAAAAUCAUGCUUUUUUGUUUCUUGUGGAUUAUGAUAUGUUUAUAAUAAUAUAAACAUAGGUAUAGCAUGUAUAUAAAUCAUCAAUUACUAUUUAAUCAAAAAUUACGAGUCAUCAUGAUAAUAGAAUUAAGUAUUAUUGUGUUAUAAAAUGCAUAAUAACUAUAAUAAUUCAUUGU